Molecule: messenger RNA, 1376 nt
Organism: Cuscuta epithymum
Lineage: Eukaryota; Viridiplantae; Streptophyta; Magnoliopsida; Solanales; Convolvulaceae
Source: the annotation of a GenBank genome assembly
UAAGUCUAAAAGAAAGGAGGAAGAAGAGUUAAAAAGGGAUCCCUAAAACAUGGAGGGAAGCCUCAUAUUUAUAGGGGAAAGGGGAAGGGUGCUCUCCACCCUAAUGGGCCGCAUGGACCGGAAUGGGCCCAAAUGGCUAAAGUGGGCCAGAAUGGGCCGAAACGGGCCUAGCUGCUUGGGCUCCGUACUGGAUAAUGUCUUCGGCUCCUGAACAGUAAUAGGCCGGGAUAAUAUAUCUCAACAGUAUAAAAAGGAGAUGUAUUGCCAUACAUAUUCUGAAAUGAUGUCCCCAAUUGCUGGACCUAUAUUUUGGCCUAAAACAAAUGUAAAAGUCCACCCGGAUGAGUUGAAGAAUAGAAUUAUAAAUAAAUAAAUAAAUAUAUAAAUAAAUAAAUAAAUAAAUACAUAAAGCAAAAGAGGAAGAAUAUAUUUAUUUAGUUAUUUAGUUAUUUAUUUAUUUAUUUAUUUUGAGUACCUAUCUUUGUGCAUGCAUUUUGCUUUGGAAUGAUGUGGUGUUUGAGUACUUAUAGGUCCAACAAUAAAUAAAUAAAGUAAAAACAAAUAUAUUUUUGAGUACCUAUCUUUGUGCAUGCCUAUGAAGAAUAGAAUUAGGGAGAUUGGUGAGAUUCCUAUGACGGGCAAGUUAACCAAAAGAGGAACUACCAUCACAUGUCAACUGUGCUUCAAAAAAGGCCAUAACAAGAAAGGUUGUCCUUCAAAAGAGCAAAUUUUGCAAGGCACAACAACAUUCCCUUUCGAUUUACAAGGUGGUAAUUCUCAACAACCCCAAGCAGGACCUGAAGAAUCAACCCAAGAUGGUAAUCAGGAAAGUAACUCCACCUUUGGUCCUCCAAAUGAGAACAAUGUGCCAGGUAGUAGAUUGCAGCAUUACUUCACUGAAAACACUAAUAUGGAAGUGAGAAAUUCAGACAAUGUGUUUCAGUUUAGGGGGGAAAAUGCAAUCAGUGCUGAUGGUUUGGAGAGGUUGAGGCAAAGAAAGGGCAAAGAGAUAAGUGAAAGGGCCAGUAAAGGAAGGAAAAGAAUUGCUGAAGAAGUGGAACUUAACGGGGUGUCAACUACUGCAAGAGACAGAUUUCAUACCUUGUUUGACUCUAUGGAAGAUGAAUGUGAAGAUUAGAGUUGUUCUGGCACCUGUGGAAACCCUAAGAAAUAUGUUUUUGCAUGUGUUUUGUUAAGUUAACUACCUUUUUGAACAUAUGUACUCCUAACAAUGAUGUUUGCUUGUAAUUAGUCAGUGGGAGAUGUCUGAGGUAUGUGAAAGUAUUCAGUUAUGUAGCCCAACUGUAUUGUGGUAGUACAAAUCUGCAAUUAUGCUUCUUUUUACUCUCAGAAUUCAUGGAGGGAUUGGUUAUAAA